This is a messenger RNA of Xenopus laevis (African clawed frog), 2971 nucleotides long. It is a transcript of the gene slc35c1.S, whose product is annotated as solute carrier family 35 member C1 S homeolog. NCBI's taxonomy places the organism in Eukaryota, Metazoa, Chordata, Amphibia, Anura, Pipidae. Bases 1482 to 2573 code for a protein of 363 amino acids. The transcript has 2 exons. The record is from RefSeq and is a predicted model, not a curated record. Gene Ontology annotation, cellular component: membrane.
GGUGUAAAAAACAAAUGCUCUGUAAGGCCACAAAUGUGUUGUUAGUUACUGCUGCUCUUUAUUACCUCUUUCUAUUCAGACCCAUUUCUGUUCAUAUUCCAGAACCUUAUUCCAAUCAAAGCAUGGUUGCUAGGGUAACUGAAAGAUCUUGCACCCCCUUGAAGCAUUUUCAUGCUUUUGCUGCUCCCCAACUUUUUUGUACAUUUAAAAGUUUCUCAUAGGUAAGAAAAAAAGUGGCCCAAAAAUGUCAUUGGCAUCCUGCAGUAACCUCCCAUACUCUGCCUCAAUCGCCCUACAACUAUUCAAAUACAUGUGGGCCCCAAUAUGACCGACCCAGAGGGACACAGACUAUAACCCUGGACCCCUCACAACGCGAGUCUAUCACCGUCCGUCACGCCAAACACUGAGCGCUGACCUAUCCAGGGUAGGGACAGAAAACACGUGACUGUGACGCCACCGCGCUGCCUCCCGCGCUCUAGGAACUACCAUAGAGGAAUCAGCGUCACUGCGCAGUCCUGUCUAGGAAUUAGCAGCUACCAUAGAGACAUGCUAAGGAUGCUGGAUUGUUAUGAGUAGCAGUGAGGACGGAUUUCCUAUACUUGUUCAGCACCUCAGCUUCUCCUUGGCCUGACUGAGAAUGUAGGGUGGCCUCGUCCGUGUCAUUGGGUGUCUAUAGGCUGCUUAUUCCUCAGCAGGGCUUGCUUUGCUGUGGUGGAGAUAACUGCACACUUCUGUCUCUCACCUGACAGCGAGUGUAGGAUCUUCCAAGGACUGUGCGAGCUGCCCUUUUCCUUGCAGGAGGCUGCGGAGCUGCUCAUUUCUCCUAUUAGGUGCUGCCCCCUCAACUACCUGCCAGGAGCUGCCCCUCACCUGCCCCUCCCCCUCAUCACCUGCCUGCCAGGAGCUGCCCCUCACCUGCCUGCCAGGAACUCCCCCUCACCUGCCUGCCAGGAGCUGCCUUCACCUACCUGCCAGGAGCCCUCCCCCUCACCUGCCUGUCUGCCUGCCAGGUGCUUCCCCCCUUACCUGCCUGCCAGGAGCCCUCCCCAUCACCUACCUGCCAGGAGCUGCCCUUUUAUUUGAUUGGAGCUGUAAUUUUAGCUCUAGCCUUAACCUGUGUUCAGCUGUAGUUACAUUUUGAUCCCACUGAAGUUGUAGCAAGUGACCUUUAACCCUUUAGAAUGUCAAAUUGCCCUUCUGUUCUAGGCCCUUUAGGCUUCCCUCACAGUCUUGUGUGUUAGAUGGAUUGUAGGCUCCCAGAGGAUACAGCAAGCCUUCUGAGCUGGUUAACUUGCCAGCACAAUUAAAUAUGAUUGUAAUGGAGAGAUAGGAAAGGGUUAGGUGUUCUGAACUGCUGCCAUUCUGCUUGUUGGGCCUGUGUGAGAAACACCCUCUUGCUUCUCUGCCUGCAUAUUUCUUAACUCUUCCAACUUUGUUCAUGCAGUGCUGCCCUGACCUCCAUUUUGUUUCCACUACUAACUAUGAACAGGAACUUCAAGCACUCCAGCAUCCUCAGGAUGGCUCUCAUGGGGGUCGGAGAAGGGGACCCAGAGAAGGUUUCCCGGGAGUCGUUCAUGGUAAGAGCUGUGAAGAUAGCGCUGGUGGUGAUGCUCUACUGGUUCAUCUCUAUCACCAUGGUGUUUCUCAACAAGUACUUACUGGACAGCCCUUCUCUAAAGCUGGAUGCCCCACUCUUUGUCACCUUCUACCAGUGUGUGGUCACUGUUGUUCUCUGCAAAUCUCUCAGUCUACUCACCCAUGUCAUUCCAUCGCACACGGAGUUCCCCUCUCUGCGUUUUGAUCUCAAAGUCCUCAGGACGGUCCUGCCGCUUUCUGUGGUUUUCAUCGGCAUGAUCACCUUUAACAACCUGUGCCUCAAGUAUCUCGGAGUGGCCUUUUAUACGGUGGGCAGGUGCCUUAGUACUGUGUUUAAUGUGCUGCUUUCCUACAUCAUGUUGAAGCAAACCACCUCCAUGUAUGCGCUCAUGUCCUGCGGAAUCAUUUUAGGAGGCUUCUGGCUGGGAAUAGACCAAGAGGGAGCAGAGGGCACACUCUCCUGGGCUGGAAUAUUCUUUGGAGUGCUGGCCAGCCUGUGUGUGUCCCUAAAUGCCAUUUACACUAAAAAAGUCCUGCCGUCAGUAGACGGAAGCAUCUGGCGCCUGACUUUCUACAAUAAUGUGAACGCUUGCUUCCUCUUCAUCCCUCUGCUCUUAAUUUGUGGAGAAGUCGGAACCCUGCUCACCUUUGAUAAAUUGUCUGCCUUUUCCUUUUGGGGCAUGAUGACACUGGGGGGAAUCUUUGGCUUUGCUAUCGGGUAUGUGACAGGGCUGCAGAUUCAGUUCACCAGCCCCCUGACCCACAACAUCUCUGGGACAGCCAAAGCUUGUGCUCAGACGGUACUGGCUGUCAUGUACUACCAUCAGAUCAAAAGCUUUUUGUGGUGGACCAGCAAUAUAAUGGUACUGGGCGGUUCCUUCUCCUACACAUGGGUGAAGGGACUAGAGAUGAAGAAAAUCCAGGGACAGACCAAUCAGAGCCAGAGUAGUGGGGAGAAAAACUCUGUUGGGGUGUGAGACUGUCCAGCCACACAAUGUUGGGCUUUAAUGAACAAGAGGACGAGAUGAAAAUUAAUCUGGUUAUGGUCGGUUGAGGGUGGAAAUCUCGAGAACUUUAUUUGCAAAGUAAAGAAUCCUAACUGCCAUAACCCCGCUUGGAUAUACCUGCUGGAGAAACAUUAGUGUCCUUACUCUUCUAUUAAUUACUGUGGGAUUCCCAGGAAAACCAUUAAGCCUUUAACAGUUCCACCAAUAUGGAUACUGUUUAGUUUUGUAUUAUUAACUUAAUGAGAGGAACCGCUGUGUCUCGUCCGUUAUGUAUGUGGAUGAGAUUUGAUUCAACUACUAGUGUGGCAGCUCUUACCCUUAUAAACAAAAACAAAUGUGUUCAUAUAAAGUCCACAAUGCAGGAAACA